UGAUUCAUGUGAGGGUACAAACCCAAUCGUCACUUGAAGUUAUUGUUUCAUUGUGACACAAUUGUGCCAGGGUGUAGUUUGGAUGAGCAACAGUUUAUUGGAACAAAAUGAACAAGCAGUGGGCGUAGAAUCAAACAAUUGUGAGCUGGAUCACAGGGUUUUUUGGAAUCGUCACACAUAUACAGUCGGGGAAAAUCGAUAUUGACACAGAAUCCUAGACAUGAUUUUAUUCUGAAAAUGGAAUUUUAAAUAGUAUGACUGCUUGUACACAAACAAUAUGUGUGUCGUGAACCGUCCGUCUGUCUGGUGACGAGACAACCCGGGUGGAAACAGAUGAUGACUAAGAAACCGUCCAAUCUUCGUCCAUGACAACAGAGUAAGUGUGCCGGAUGCGGAAGAUACAAUUACGGCUGGGUAUAAUCGUCCUCAUAGUUCUACCAGCCUAUACAGCUGUACAGAGGGACGAGGACAUUUAUUCUCGGAUUUUUUCCGAACCCUGCACAAACCGAUUCCAUCCUACAUCUCGACACCAGAAACCUUUUCUUAUCGACAUUGCUCCGGGAAAUAAUGGCUUCCAAACCUCACAGCUUUGUUACAUGGCAUUUACCGCCGAUCCUGUCCCGGAUGAAAAUGUGGAUAACGUGCUCGUGUGUUUCAAAUUUCUGCAAUUUACAUUUCACAAUUGCAGCAUUGGCCUAAACGUACAAGGCAGUUACAAGGAAAUACGUUAUUACAAACCGCAACCUCCUGCAACGUCCGCAAUAUGCUUCAAGCAAACAACCGUGUACGUAAAUAUAGGGAGCUCGGAUUAUUUGUAUUGUGACCCCUCCACAAGAAUCCGGAUAGAAGUGACAGCUAGAAAUGCGUAUCCUCCUGACGACCGUAUCAUGUCAACCGGAAAUUGGAUUACAGUUACCUUGCUAAUUGCAGUUUCCGUGAUCGGUUUACUUUCUCUGGGAUACUACAAAUAUCGGUACAAAGUCAGACAUGUUCGUUCAGACCGAACAACUAGUCCAGAUUCCCGCGCUCCCAGGCGGGACCGUUGUAGUCAUGGUCGACGACCUUCACCGUCUGCACUAUCGACUAUGAACAAUGACCAAAGGAUGCCAACUGUUACAAACGGGAGUCACCGACGAACAAAUCGUAACCGAAAUCAGAGAGGGACUUCAUACACACAGACUGGUACCAAUCAAGCAGCACCACCUGUGUCACCUGACCACAUGAGGGCGCCACCACCUUCGUACGAAGAGUGUAUUGCAACAUCGGGUACGGAGCGCCAAGAUUCCGGACAAGAAGUUGUCAAUGAUGCAAAUGUCCAAUAUUUGCUUACACAAAAUAAAGAUUUCACAGACGAUUCACCACCUCCCUACCCCGGAGUGUAGCAUUGGUUCCUAUAAUCAUCAUUCGUGGUUGCGUUUUAACUGCGAUGAUGCCAGCACAUUAUGUUGGUCAUUAUUCACAUGUCGGUUAAAUCAAUAUCAAGUCAACGUUUUGAACAAACGGAAGACCAUAAUCAUGGACUUCAAUCUAUCGAAAUCUGUGUCCUAGUCAACAUUUGGAACGAAAACAAGACCUUAAUCAGCGUGACUUACAAUAUAGUUCUAUCGCUGUCUGUAUCCGAUACAGAUAAAGUAAACGUUUCAAACGAACAAAGACCCUAGUCAAGCACUUACUUGCUAGAGAUGAAGGUAAGAAAAAGACCCUUCAGUCAUUGUUUCCAAAAAAAAAAUUCUAUGAAAGUCAGUAACACUUCCGUUGUUUUAUAAGAGAAGGUUAGAAACGACACAGUGCUUUCAAGGUUAACAUUAAACGUGUCUGACCAUACAUCAGCGAUGUGACAAAAUCUUGCCUGGUCCUAUUGUUUGAAAAGAUAAUUUCAGUGAUACCAACCUUGUAAACCGAGAAGCGAGGACGCUUUACACUGAAGUGUUUGGCUCGUCUAUGGAUCAACCGAUGAUGUCUCCUCCUGGACAUGAAUAGGUUUUCUAGACAACAAAUUGCGCAACGUGUCUUAUGAGAAGCUUUUAUGUUUAAAUCGUGCCAUGACUUCUCAUUGAACUUUGACGAUAAAGACUUCUUUUUUCUAUAUACAAUUUUCAUUCAUAUACAUGCACUUUGUCUGUGAUUACUUUUACAUUUUUAUCUUUCAUGGAAUCGAUUACAAAUAAAGCA
Ylistrum balloti is the source of this 2172-nucleotide messenger RNA. RefSeq lists its product as uncharacterized. The transcript has 5 exons. The coding region runs from base 390 to 1382 and encodes 330 amino acids. The record is from RefSeq and is a predicted model, not a curated record. Lineage: Eukaryota; Metazoa; Mollusca; Bivalvia; Pectinida; Pectinidae.